Molecule: messenger RNA, 1364 nt
Organism: Haliotis rufescens (red abalone)
Lineage: Eukaryota; Metazoa; Mollusca; Gastropoda; Lepetellida; Haliotidae
Product: arginine kinase-like
Exons: 6
Coding region: 104-1171 (355 amino acids)
Biological process (GO): phosphocreatine biosynthetic process
Molecular function (GO): creatine kinase activity
Source: RefSeq, a predicted model, not a curated record
GACGCCGGCCGUUGGUUCAAAGUGCAUGUUAGUAGAAGAGAUAUCGGACGUCCAUGUUGUUUGAUUCUUUUCAGUUUCAUUUUAGUUCAGUUUAUCCGUUACAAUGGCUUCGGUGGAGGAACUAUGGAACAAGCUAAAGAGUGCAGCUAACUGCAAAUCUCUUCUGAAGAAACAUCUCACAGAAGAACGCUACAAAAGUCUCAAGGACAAGAAGACAAAGUUCGGCGGAGGUUUGAAAGACUGCAUCCAGUCAGGCUGUCUGAACCCCGACAGCGGUGUCGGCAUCUACGCCUGCGACCCCGAGGGCUACACUGUCUUCGCCGAUGUCCUCGAUGAGGUCAUCAAGGACUACCACAAGGUCGAGAAGCUUGACCACCCAGAGCCAGACAUGGGCGAUUUCGACAACUUGGGCUUCGGUGACCUUGACCCUUCGGGCGACUACAUCGUUUCCACCCGCGUCCGUGUCGGCAGGAGCCAUGACAGCUACGGCUUCCCACCCGUGCUUUCCAAGGAUCAAUGUCUAAAGAUGGAGGAGGACACCAAGGCCGCCUUCGAGAAGUUCUCUGGCGAGCUGGCCGGAAAGUACUUCCCUCUGGACGGCAUGUCCAAGGAGGACCAGAAACAGAUGACAGAAGAUCACUUCCUCUUCAAAGAUGACGACAGAUUCUUGAGAGACGCUGGCGGCUACAAAAACUGGCCCGCUGGCAGAGGCAUCUUCUUCAACAACGACAAGACCUUCCUUGUGUGGGUGAACGAGGAGGACCAUCUCCGCCUCAUCUCCAUGCAGAAGGGCGGCGACUUGGCCGCAGUCUACAAGCGACUCUGCACAGCCAUCAAGACAAUGCAGGGGAGCGGUCUCUCAUUUGCCAAGAGGAAGGGUCUCGGGUAUUUGACGUUCUGCCCCAGCAACUUGGGCACAGCUCUCCGUGCCUCCGUGCACAUGAAGAUCCCGAAUCUGGCCGCACAGCCUGACUUCAAGGAAUUCUGCGAGAACCUCAACAUCCAGCCAAGAGGUAUCCAUGGCGAGCACACUGAGAGUGUCGGUGGUGUGUACGAUCUGUCCAACAAGCGUCGACUGGGUCUGACUGAGUUCGACGCUGUUCAGGAGAUGCGCAGGGGAGUUGAGGCCUGUCUUGCCAGAGAGAAGGAACUUGCCGCUGCCAAGAAGUAGUUCCUUCUAAUUAUAUAAAUAGUCCAACCCAAACCGUCCUUUUUUUCUUGUAUAUAGCCACUGUUAUUUAUAGGUAUGUGUAUUGUAUUUUGUGAUACAGCGUGUUGUUACCAUCAGGGGGUGCACCCGCAUCAUGUGUGAAUUGGGAAAUGCAUGAAGAUAAAGAAAUAAACAAUAAUAUAAUGUAAAAAAG